This is a messenger RNA of Cucumis melo (muskmelon), 900 nucleotides long. RefSeq names its product protein RGF1 INDUCIBLE TRANSCRIPTION FACTOR 1. The transcript has 3 exons. The coding region runs from base 14 to 682 and encodes 222 amino acids. NCBI's taxonomy places the organism in Eukaryota, Viridiplantae, Streptophyta, Magnoliopsida, Cucurbitales, Cucurbitaceae. The record is from RefSeq and is a predicted model, not a curated record.
AGAUAUUUGGUCCAUGAGAAGCAAAGCAAAGAGAGAGAGAAGAAUGGGUGCAAUCCCAAGAUGGCUUGAAUGUCUACUGUCUACAACAUUUUUCAAUGCUUGUCCUUCACACAAACAAGCUCCAAGAAGUGAAUGCAAUAUGUUUUGCCUUGAUUGCUCCCAUUCUUCCUCUUUUUGCUUCUAUUGUAGAUCCAACAAACACCAUCAUCAUCAUGUCAUUCAGAUUCGAAGAUCUUCAUACCACGACGUUGUAAGAGUGGCCGAGAUAGAGAAUGUUUUGGAUAUAAGUGAAGUUCAAACUUAUGUGAUAAACAGUGCAAGAGUUUUGUUUCUAAAUGAGAGACCUCAACCAAAGAGCUCAACAAGUAAAGGAGGCUCUCAUGUGUGUGAGAUUUGUAGUAGAAGUCUCUUGGAUCCCUUUCGUUUUUGUUCUCUUGGUUGCAAGGUCAUCGGAAUAAAGACGAACAACAAUUCGAGGUUUUACUCAAGAGGAAAGAAUAAUGAGGAAGUUUUAGGAAGAAGAUUGGGAUCAAAGGAAGAGGAUGAAGAAGAAGAAGAAGACGAAGAAGGAUUGCGUGUAGGGAGAAAUGAAGAAGAAGGUGAGAUAUACCAAAAUCACACGCUUUCUUCACAUUCCAAUUCAAGGAGGAGGAAAGGCAUCCCUCAAAGAGCACCUUUUUAAUUAACUUAAUUUAAUUAAUUUUUUUCCAUUUCAUUUUUAAUUUAUUAUGUACCAACUCAUUUUUCCUUUAAAUUGUUUUUCUAAAAUAUGUAAUAAUUCAUAAUUGUAAUAAUUCAUUGCACUGCACAUGAUCUCCACGUGUAAUUAUUAAUUGAUAUCUCACCAUACACAAUUAUUUUUUUUUUUUUAACAAACCCCACAUUUGAUUCUUAAUUAUU